GGCGGAGCGAAGGGCGCCCAGGCCGGUGUAGCGGGCAGGAAGUGCGGGUGCGCGCCUGCGCAUAGGUCGCGUCGGAGGUGUCACCGGUUUGGCUUCUGCUUGAGUAAUCGAGUGAAAAAAUGAGCUUCAUCUGUGGAUUGCAGUCUGCUGCUAGAAACCAUGUUUUCUUCCGAUUUAAUUCACUGUCUAACUGGAGAAAAUGUAACACGUUAGCAUCAACCUCACAGGGCUGUCAUCAAGUACAAGUUAACCAUAUAGUAAAUAAGUAUCAGGGACUGGGAGUAAAUCAGUGUGAUAGGUGGACUUUUCUGCCUGGAAACUUUCAUUUUUAUAGGACUUUUAACAACAAAAGAACAGGAGGCCUCUCAAGUACCAAAAGUAAGGAAAUUUGGAUGAUUAUCAGCAAAUGUACUGUAUGGAAUGACGCUUUUUCAAGACAGCUACUAAUAAAAGAAGUUACAGCAGUCCCUAGUCUGUCAGUAUUGCAUCCUCUAAGCCCUUCUCCCAUAAGAGCUAUUAGGAAUUUCCACACUUCUCCACGGUUUCAAGCUGCUCCGGUUCCUCUCUUGUUGAUGAUUCUUAAACCAGUACAGAAGUUAUUUGCAAUCAUUGUAGGCAGGGGCAUAAGGAAAUGGUGGCAGGCACUUCCUCCUAACAAGAAGGAACUAUUUAAAGAAAAUAUAAGGAAGAAUAAAUGGAAGCUAUUCCUUGGUUUGAGUAGUUUUGGAUUGCUCUUUGUGGUGUUUUAUUUUACUCACCUGGAAGUAAGUCCAGUCACAGGAAGGAGGAAGCUACUAUUAUUGGGGAAAGAGCAGUUCAGACUUUUAUCAGAACUGGAAUAUGAAGCAUGGAUGGAAGAAUUUGAAAAUGAUAUGCUAACUGAGAAAGAUGCCCGAUACCUGGCUGUUAAAGAAGUGCUUUGUCAUCUAAUUGAAUGCAAUAAAGAUGUUCCCGGGAUCUCUCAGAUCAAUUGGGUUAUUCAUGUGGUUGAUUCCCCAAUUAUUAAUGCCUUCGUGCUUCCAAAUGGACAAAUGUUUGUUUUCACUGGAUUUUUAAAUAGUGUAACCGAUAUUCAUCAACUUUCUUUCCUUCUGGGCCAUGAAAUAGCACAUGCAGUACUUGGGCAUGCUGCAGAAAAGUCUGGCAUGGUUCAUUUGUUGGAUUUCCUAGGUAUGAUUUUCCUCGCAAUGAUUUGGGCCAUUUGUCCUCGAGAUAGCUUGGCACUUUUGUGCCAGUGGAUACAGUCUAAAUUGCAGGAGUAUAUGUUUAAUAGACCAUACAGCAGAAAAUUGGAGGCUGAAGCUGAUAAAAUUGGACUACUGCUUGCUGCAAAGGCUUGUGCAGACGUAAGAGCCAGUUCAGUGUUUUGGCAGCAAAUGGAGUUUGUUGAUAGCCUGCAUGGCCAACCCAAGAUGCCAGAAUGGUUAUCUACACACCCUUCUCAUGGCAAUCGAGUUGAGCACUUGGAUAGACUUAUACCUCAGAUUUGGUGGGUCUUGAAUGCCCCUGAAAACCAUUCUGCUCCAUUUCAAAAGUGAUGUUGCUGAUCCCUGCAGCCCACGGGCAUUGCCUAUUGAUGGUAAAUCCAUGCAGUCUGGGGUUGUGAAUCCAAGCUGACCAAUUCACUUGGACACCUUUUAGUCUUAUAGGCCCUUCCAAGGUCAUCUCCUUCCAAAGUUCCCCAGAUUCCACCUGAGUCCUGGCUUCCUCUGCUUACAAAUAUCUCAUCAUCAUGGCUUUAGUUUGCUAGAAACUCAAGUGCUACUGUCUUUAAGUAGUUUCAGGUAUCUAGACAUUCCAAAACAGUGGAACUCACACUAUCUCUCUUGGCAUUUCAGAAUCAAAUGUUCAGAGAAUCUCAGAGCUGGGCAGUCAUCUUGCAGAUCAUGCACAGCUUUUUAAUUUUAUGAAUGGAAGUUGUGAGGCCGAGGCAGAGGAAGUGACUUACUGAAGCUCCCUUCCAUUCAGUAAAAUGUUUAUUUAUUGUGUGUCUACCAUUUGUCAAGCUAUCUAUCUUAGAUGCUGGAAAUUACAAUGGUGAAAGUGAAAUAUGUAGACCCUACUGUGUUCUUUACAGCCUAUCAGGAUGGAGGUAAACAUUGUUAAUCAGACUAGAGAAAGUGGUAAUAAAAUAAUCAUUAACUAUCUGCCUGCAUCACCUUAGAAAUAAUUUCUUGUGAGGAGCUAGUGUGUAGCAGAAAGUGAGGGUCAUCUAACUCUAAUUCUAAGUCCUUUCCAGUAUAUCAUGUUGCCUCCUUCAUUAGCAGGUAAUAGAAGCUGCUAAAAUCAUAGUUGAGGAGUGGUUAAAGGCAUGGGAUUUUGAGUCAGACUACCUGGGUUCAAAUCUCAACUACCACUUUUUGUGAUCUCGAGUAAGUUACUCAGCCCAUCUGGGUAUUCCACUUAUCUGUAAACUGCAGAUAUGAUCUACUUCAUAAGGAUGUUGUGUUUAAUAAAUGGUUCUGAUUUUUAUGUUUUAUGUAAACUCCAAGGUUCUUUCCAGUUUAAAAUAUAGUCUCUGCUUCCCACUAUCAUAAAUGGUAGAGUAGAUUGAAAGAGCAUGAAACUGGGAAUUAAGAUUAUUGGGUUUCAGUCCAAGUUUUGCUUCUAAGUAGCUGUCAAUUUUGGAGAAGCAUGCGACUUUCCUGGGCCACAGUUUUUCCAUCCUCCUGUUAUGGCUUCAGAGCAGAUAACCUCUGAAAUGCUUUCUUUUUAACUGACAGACUGUUGUGAGAGAGAUGAGCCUAAUUUUGGAAAUCAUAAGAAAAUAGUCGUGAAAAAUAAACUUGACUGUCAUAUGACACAUUUCUCCUCUCCCUUAAUUCUUAAGUAUUUUUUGCUUCAAAUUAAUGCACAUUGUUUUUAUCCAAUAAAUGAUACUUAUGUGAGUAAUACGCUAGCAUUAGCUGGGUCCACAGGGAGCCCAGAAUAUAUAGAUAGAAAUUGAGAAAAAGAUACUGGCAGCCACCCAGCUGUUCUACCAGUAUAGCCCUCAAGCACACAACCCUUUGAAUCUGCAGUCUGGAAAAAGAUCAAGAUUUCAACAAACAGACAUGGAUGAAACUGGAAACCAUCAUUCUCAGCAAACUAUGGCAAGGACAAAAAACCAAACACUGCAUGUUCUCACUCAUAGGUGGGAAUUGAACAAUGAGAACACAUGGACACAGGAAGGGGAACAUUACAUACUGGGGACUGUUGUGGGGCGGG
Molecule: messenger RNA, 3207 nt
Organism: Symphalangus syndactylus (siamang)
Lineage: Eukaryota; Metazoa; Chordata; Mammalia; Primates; Hylobatidae
Gene: OMA1
Product: OMA1 zinc metallopeptidase
Biological process (GO): mitochondrial protein processing; protein quality control for misfolded or incompletely synthesized proteins
Cellular component (GO): mitochondrial inner membrane
Molecular function (GO): metalloendopeptidase activity
Source: RefSeq, a predicted model, not a curated record